AUGAAAGAUGAAGAGGGGAAGCCAUUGAGAGACAUUGAGGUGCUUGAUAAUAUUACCAGCCUUCUUGUUGCAGGCUAUGAAUCCACUUCUCUUGCUAUUAUGUGGGCUUUCCAUUAUAUUGCCAAGUAUCCAGAUGUCCUAAAGCUGCAUGAAGAGCACUUGCCUAAUAGCAAGAAACUAAAUGGAGAUUUUAUUACAUAUGAUGAGAUCUCAUCCUGCAAGUAUACUAGUAAGGUUGUCGAAAAGAUAAUUAGAUUGGCCAACAUUUCAACAUGUGUUUUUAGAACCGCUAAAAAGGACGUCCAUUACAAAGGAAUCGCACCCUUAAUAGGGUUGCUGCUAUGGUGGUGGAAUGAUAUUUGGUAUGCAGUGCCGGUGAUGCGCCGGUGCUUGGCCAGUGGCACAAAGCUCCCUCCAGGCUACAUGGGAAUUCCAUUUCUUGGAGAAUUGUUCUCAUUUCUAUGGUAUUUCAAGAUUGCUCGCCACCCCGAUGACUACAUCAAUUCUAAACGUCGCAAGUAUGGUGAUGGAGUAGGGCUAUACAGAAUACACCUCUUUGGUUCACCAUCCAUCAUAGUGUACACUCCAUCGGCUAACAAAUUUGUACUCCAAGAUGCUAAUAAUUUUUCCUCGGGAUGGCAUAAUGAAAUUGUGGGAGCAACUUCCCUUGUAGCAAUGGAUGGAGAUUCACAUAUUAGGGUUAGAAGCUUUGUAGUCAAGGUCAUCAAUCGACCUGACUCUCUCCGAACGAUCACUUUUGCUAUCCAACCCGAGUAA
This is a messenger RNA of Fraxinus pennsylvanica, 777 nucleotides long. The record is from the annotation of a GenBank genome assembly. NCBI's taxonomy places the organism in Eukaryota, Viridiplantae, Streptophyta, Magnoliopsida, Lamiales, Oleaceae.